UAAACUGAAAACUUAAGAUAAGAAAAAGAUAUUUUUUAAUAUUAAUCUCCAACAAAUUAUAGAUAACGAAAACUGAUUUUUUCUUAAAUAUAUAAAUCAGAAAAUAUUAAGCAAAAUCAAUUUAUUAUCAAAGGGAAAGAACUAAUGAAGCAAGGAGAAUUUAAUUAAGCUUUAUUACAAUUUUAAGAAGCUUUAAUAAAUGAUCCUUAAUUAUAAGAAGCUUAGUAUUUAUAAGCUAUAUGUUAUCUCUAGCUUGAAAAGUUUUAAAAAUCUAUAGAUUUGUUUAGUGAUUUAAUUGAAAAGCAGCAAGAUUAUAGAAGAAAUAUUUAUUUAUUAGUGGCUAUUUGUUAUAAAAAAAUAAAUUAAUUAAAUGCUGCCAUAUAAAUUCUAAAUAAAGGAAUACAGUAUUAUCCAAAAUAUUAUGAUGCAUAUGUUUAUCAUGGAAAGCUUUAAGUAAAAACAAAAAGAUAUGAAAAAGCAAUAAUAGAUUUUGAAAUGGCAAUAUAACUAAAGCCUUUUUGUGGCUUAGGAUAUAUAGGAAAGGCUGAUUGUCUAAGACAUUUGAAAAAAUUUAAUGAAGCAAUAGAAAUAUAUUCAUUUACUAUAAAAUUAGAUUAAAAUAUUUGCAAAAUUGCUUUACAAAAGCGAGCUGUUUGUUAUAUUGAAUUUAAACAUUUUGAUUAAGCUAGAAAUGAUCUAAAUUCUCUUUUAUAAAGCGAUCCUACUAAUUCAGAAGCUUUUUAUUUUAAAGGAAUAUUAUUAAUAAAAGAAAACAAAUUAAACGAAGCUUUGCUUUCCUUUGAAUAAGCAAUAAAAUAUAAUAAUUCAAGCAAAGCAAUUGUAAAAUCACUUCAAGAAAUAGCAAAAAUCAAAAUUUAAUUUAGAGAUUAUUAUUAAGCUUAUUAUACCCUUUAAAGAGCCAAUUAUUUAGAUAUUGAUAAUAAAAAGUUAAAAAUAUUGACAAUUUUUACAGAUGGAGUGACAUUUUUAAUGAAAAGAAAAUAUAAAGAAGGAAUUCACUGUUUAACAGAAUUAAUAAAUAAAAAUACAUUAAAUGAAUUUUUGCAUCCAUUAGUAUAUACACACAGGGCAUAUGGUUAUUUUUGUUCAAUAUAUAAUAAAUAUAUUUGCUAAAGUAUUAUUUCGUGUGCAUAAAACUAAUUCGAAAAAGCAAUAAAACUUCUUAAUUCCGCUAAUAAAAUAUCACCAAAAAAAAUGGAGCCUUUUUUUUAUAAAGGAAUGGUUUUUGUAAAAUUUGGCAAUAAACUAAUAAAUAAAAACAGUCAUUAAAAAAAAUUGUAAUAUGUUUAAAAUGCAAUAAAAAAUUUUGAUAAAGCAAUUAUUUUAAAUGACUAAAAUGCUAAUAUUUAUUAUUAUAGAGCUAUCUUAAAUUUUUUUUUAAUUGAAAAUAACAUUGUAAAUGACAAAAUAAAUAUAUAUAAACAAAUAAACGAUGAUUUAGAUAAAGCAAUAGAAAAAUCACAAGAAAAUAUUUCUAAUCAUUUUUAUGUAAGAGGUUUAUUAAAUGCAUAUUGCAACUAAGUGAAUUCAGCUAUAAGUGACCUUUCUAUAGCGAUUACUUUAGAUGAUACUUUAUCUAAUGCUUAUUUAAAUAGGUCUAAAUGCUUCCUAUUAACAGGUGAUAAGAGUUCAGCAUUUGAGGAUUUAUAAAGAUAUGUUGACAUAAAAAGAAAAACUAUUAAAAAGGAAGAUGACUCUUCUGAUAUACAUUUAUGGUCCGGAAACUUACUUUUUAAUAUAGGAGCUUUUGAAGAUGCUAUAAAAGCUUAUUCAAAUAUAAAUGGAAUAAAUAAAAAUGAAGAAUAUUUAUUGCUUAGAAUAAAAUGUUAUUUUGCAAUGAAAGAUUUAACAAGUACUAUUGAAGAUAUUGAUAGUUUACUUUAAUUGAAUAGUAAUAAUAAGGAAAUUUCAAUUGAUAAAAUAUGUUUGGAAAGCUUAAAAUCAUUUAUUUGUUAAAAAAACUAUUAGGGUUAAAAAGAGGGAAUUUAAUAAAUUAAAAGUAUAACUAAACAAAAAAGUGGUUUUUUUUUUAAAUGGUCUGAUAUAGUAUUUUACAAAGCUGUGUUUUAUUUCUAAACUGGAAAUUUCAUUAAAGCUAUCAAAAACUUUCAAAAAUCAAUAUAAAUUAAAGGAGUUGAAUGUAAUAAUAAUAAUAAACUUUAUGAAUUUGAUUUUGAUAAUUAAACUUAUAAUAUUUACGAGUUUUAUUAUAGUUGUGCAGCUUGCUUUAUUAUGAUGAAAUAAUAUAAAUAAGCUAUUAAAUAACUGUAACAAUUGAAAGAAAUAAUACCUAAUGAAGGAAUAAUUAAAUAAUUAGAUUUAAUUAUCUAAAUUUUAUAUGAUGAAAUGUAAAAUAGUAUAUUAAAAAUUUUUCCUUAUAAAAAUAGAUUUUGUUCAACUUUUAAAUCUUAAUAAGCACAAUUUUAAAUAUAUAAAUAUUUUGUAAAAUAACUAAAAUUUUAUAUAUAUAUAUAAUUUUAAAACAUAUAAAAGAAAAUAAAACUUUAUUUUUGUUUACCUUAUGUUGAAUAUCCUUCAAUAAAACCUUAGUUUGAUAAUUCUUUGAUUGAAAACUUUAAAGUAUAUUAUUAUAAACAUUAUCUUUUAAAUUAAUUUUUAAAGCCUGAAUUAGUAGAAAACAAACCUGAGGCACCUUGGAUAAGAAAAUGUUAAGAUGGAUUUAUUCUUACAGAAAAUAUAUAAUAUUUUGAUAACUUAGAUUUAUAAACCGAAACUAAAAUUGAUAUUAGUAUUUAAAUAAGAAUAAAAAAAAUUAUUUUAAUUAAUUUUUUAGAUUAAGUAUAAAAAUUGGAAACUAAUAUUAUCAGCAAUUCAUAAAUAUUAGAUUUAAAUAACGAUGAUAUAAAUAGUUAAAGUUAAUGUAAUUUUUUUAAUUAUUUUUUUAUAAAUAAUUAUAUAUGUAUUGAAUAGAAUAAAGUUAAAUAUUUUAGUCUAUAAAUAAAUAAAAUCUAAAAGAGAUGUUUAAAUUAAACGAAAACGUAGAAAAAAACUAAACUAAAUAAUCUCAAAAAAUUAAUGAAAUCGAAAUUUGUAAAUAUAUAAAAUAAUCCUUUUAUAUGA
Messenger RNA from Ichthyophthirius multifiliis, 3102 nucleotides. RefSeq lists its product as hypothetical. The transcript has 6 exons. The record is from RefSeq and is a predicted model, not a curated record. Gene Ontology annotation, molecular function: protein binding. NCBI's taxonomy places the organism in Eukaryota, Ciliophora, Oligohymenophorea, Hymenostomatida. The annotation marks the transcript as partial.